UAAAGAUGGCGGCGCAGGCUGACCGCGGUGUCCCGUUGAGUACGCUUUGUCCGAAGUUUCUUCACACAAAUUCCACCAGCCACAUCGGGCCCUUUAGCGCCAUUGCUGAACUCAUAGACAAUGCCUACGAUCCAGAUGUCAGUGCAAAACAGUUCUGGAUUGAUAAGACUAUGGUCAAUGAACAAGAAUGCCUCAGCUUUAUGGAUAAUGGAAAUGGAGUGGACUAUAAAGCAAUGCAUAAGAUGCUCAGCUUUGGCUACAGUGACAAGGUUGCUGUGAAGGGUGUAAAGCCAAUUGGUAUGUAUGGCAACGGUUUCAAGUCUGGAGCCAUGCGUCUUGGUAAAGACACCAUCGUAUUUUCCAAGUCAGAGAGUAGCUCCUGCGUCGGGAUGCUUUCUCAGACCUACCUGAAGGAGAUCGAUGCUAAGCAGAUAAUUGUACCUAUUGUCUGCUUUGAACAGAGGGACACAAAGGAGCUCUGCGUGAAAGAGGAGCACAAAGCCAGUCUGCAGGACAUCCUGCGCUAUUCCCCUUUCAAGACACAGGAAGAACUGCUCCAUGAGAUUGAUGCCAUCACUUACCCCUGUUCCUCUGGGAAAAAAACUGGCACACGGAUCAUCAUCUGGAAUCUCCACAGGACAUCUACUGGAUCAACUGAGUUUGAUUUUGAGAGGGACCGUUACGAUAUCCGAAUUCCAGCUGAUGUCUAUGAGGCAAUAAAUGACACUACUCAUCAUCCAGGGGUCAUAUCACACAUCCCUGAGUGUGUUUACUCACUGCGGGCAUAUUGCAGUAUUCUCUAUCUGAAGCCUCGGAUGCAGAUCAUCAUACGUGGUGUAAAGGUGAAAUCUCAGCUCAUUGCAAAGAGUCUGGCCUUCCGCAAUACGGACCACUACAGGCCCACUUUCCUGGACAAAGUACGCAUUCCUAUCACUUUUGGCUAUAACACCAAAAGUAAAGACCAAUAUGGCAUUAUGAUGUAUCACAAGAAUCGCCUCAUCAAAGCCUACGAGCGUGUUGGCUGCCAGAUUAAGGCCAACAACAAAGGUGUUGGGGUCAUUGGAGUCAUAGACUGUUACUUUCUAGAACCUACGCACAACAAACAGAGCUUUAAUGAGACAGAUAAGUACAGGAAAACUAUGGCCAGUUUGGGAAUCAAACUGGAGGAGUACUGGCAGGAAAUCCGCCACAGGAGAAAUACAGAGGACCCAAACUGCAUACCAAUUGAAGAUACCACGAAGCGACCAGAUCAAAACUGGGUGCAGUGUGAUGAUUGUUUGCGCUGGCGCAAACUCCCUGAUGGGAUUGACUGCAGCAAGCUGCCAGAACAGUGGUUCUGCCGUAUGAACCCCGAUCCUCAGUUCAGGAACUGCAACAUAGAUGAGGAGGCCGAGGACUCGGAUGAUGAUCAACCAUCAUACCGCAAAACCUAUAAACAACAGGAGAAGGUAGACAAAAAGAAUGAAGAGAAGAAAAGACAAAAGGAAGAAGAAGAGCGAAGGUGCCUGGAAGAACAGCGUUUGGCCCAACAGCAGCUGCGUCAAUUAACUGUCCAUUCCCCCUCUACUGCCACUACCCCAAGGAGAAGGUUGAACACUGAGUCACUACUAGGGGGUGCUGCGAUGGCUAAAUCCUCUUCAUUGAGGUCCUCCACAAUUUCCCAAGCUGCUUGCAGCCCUUCCAGUAGCAGUGGUCUUCCAGUUAUUACUAGUGUAUGCUCACUGUCAACGCGCCCCCCGAGGGGGAAAAGAACACAGUCUCUUACUCCACAAAGAACGACGCCCAAGAGACCUAGAGUUAAUGGCUUCCAGCGGGUCACCCCAGAUACGUCCACAUCAGUGGAUGUGAGCCCACAGAGCUCCCCGUCAGUGCUCGCUGGUAAUGAUGAUGAUGAUACUGAUGAUGACAUUUUCAUCUUGGAGACUGCAAGUACCCCAAAGCCAAAAAGUCCGUGCUUAGAUUUGACUAAAGUGAAGACGGAGCGAGAGCAAAGUGAUGCUAACUUUGGCAUGCUGUUGGAGUGCAGCGAUGAUGCUGCAAUAGAUGUCGCCUUGGAGGCUAAUGUUGCAGGAAUGGCAGCUGUGGGAACCAGUUCCUCCCCAGCACCCCCUCUAGUGGUGGCCAGCAUCACCACCCAGACAGAAGCACCCAAAGUGAAGCAGGAAGAGUGGGAUGAAAAUCAAACCGUAAUGGAGGAGAGCGCAGGGCAGAGUGGUAAAGAAGAUGUCUGUGAGCAAAGAGCUGUUAAGCAAGAGAGCAGUGGAGACACUCACAGUGAGGAUGUGGGAAAGCAGACCUUGCAGAACGGAGUGACAAAUCAUCUGGAUAGCACAGAAAAGGCUCAACCUUCCUGUGCAGAUGCCUGUGAUAGAAACUCCUCUCCACUUCACCACCCCAGUAUGAUUGAGGUACAGGAACAGCAAGACCAGCUCCUAGAGCUCAUGCAGGCGACAGCUCAGGAGAGAGACUCCUUUAAAGAGCAGGUCCAAAACCUCACCCGCCAACUGCAGGAGCUGUCUCAGAUCAGUGUGAAGAAGGAGUGCUCUCACCAGGCCAGCCAGACGGAGGAAACGGAGCCGGAAAAGGACUACAAAAGUCUGUUUGAGAAGGCCAAACAGAAAGUCGAUGAAUUGAUUAAAGACAAAGAGACUUUACUGGCAGCCACUGAGACCAAGCCCAGUGAUGCACAAGGUGAGGAGAAGGACAUUGAUGAGAUUGCACUGCAAGUUGACCGUCUAGUCCGGGAACUGGAUCAAAGAAACAAGGAGAGGGAUGAACUGCGCUUGAAGUUGGACAGUCUGGAGGAGGAAAGGGCAAAUCUGGCAGCCCAGUGUGAAGAACUCAGGUUGAGCCUGCAGCAGCAGGGGGAAAAUGCAGAAGAGGGAAGCGCAGCUCCACACAGAGCCACUGGUUCUUCUGUACAAACAGAUCCCAACAAGGCAGGAGGGACAGCGGACACUAGCACAGAUUCAUCCAAGAGUUUGAUUGAGCUUCGGCACAACGUCGGGCGCCUUCUUGUCUCCUACGUGCCUGCCCUGGACCUGGGCCAAGUGAAUUAUGAGUGUAAUGUAAUUGAUGAGAUCCUAGAACAGGUUCUCUCCGAUGCGGCGUCUGUCACACAAGUGGGGCUGAGGGACUGAACAGUAAAUGAAUAAACAAAUCAUCUCCAUGAAUCCCCAAAUUGGUGACAUUGGGCUGUAUAAUAUUAAAUGAUCAGAUCCUAGAUUAAAGUGCAACCCGUCACCUUUAAAUAAUGAAUACAUGUCCCUAUGAGUGUGGGAAAUUAAGUCUUUUUUAUUUGUGGGGCUGAAGGUGUGUACAUGUGUACAGAUUUUAUGAUGUACAGUAAAUGCAAUGGCUACAACCUACUUUGCAUUUCUUUUUCUUAACAGAAGAGAUAAGUUAACCAAAACAUGCAGAAAAAAACUACAAACGAUAUAAUCACGGCAUACACAAUUGAAUGCUACAGGACUUUUACUUUACUCUUAAGUUUCUGGGUAACACAUUUAACAGUCAACUGUUUGAUAUUGUGUUGAUCAAGUAAUUCUAGUCACAGUAUGACCUUUUGUUUAGGUUUUCAAAACAAGCAGGCUCGAUAUGUGAUUCUGUUUUACAUUGACAACUGGCUGUUAUGUUUAUGGUUUGGAUUGCUGCAGAUUUUGUAUGCACUAUGUCAAAUAUAUUUUUUAUAAUUCCUGUCUUUGGUCUCUGAUUAAAUGCUCUGACACAUUA
Molecule: messenger RNA, 3732 nt
Organism: Micropterus salmoides (largemouth bass)
Lineage: Eukaryota; Metazoa; Chordata; Actinopteri; Centrarchiformes; Centrarchidae
Gene: morc3a
Product: MORC family CW-type zinc finger 3a
Exons: 19
Coding region: 6-3140 (1044 amino acids)
Cellular component (GO): nucleus; PML body
Molecular function (GO): zinc ion binding; ATP hydrolysis activity
Source: RefSeq, a predicted model, not a curated record